Physella acuta is the source of this 2736-nucleotide messenger RNA. Its product is annotated as gelsolin-like protein 2. The record is from RefSeq and is a predicted model, not a curated record. Lineage: Eukaryota; Metazoa; Mollusca; Gastropoda; Physidae. Gene Ontology annotation, molecular function: actin filament binding. Gene Ontology annotation, cellular component: actin cytoskeleton; cytoplasm. Gene Ontology annotation, biological process: actin polymerization or depolymerization.
CGUCUGCUCGUGGUUCAAACAAAUCGCUGACAAGUGUCGCCUCUUGCCGUCUUUGGGUGCUGGUAGGUUUCACCUGAGCUCAUUUGUGGGGAGGUACCUGUACAUUUAUACACACGGAUACAAUCUUCGCGGUCUUAAGCAAGUUUUACUUCUCUGUCAUCUUGUGGAUAAACAGCUAUAGCAAUCAUCAUGACAGGUCUAGUAAAAGCCAAGAAAUAUGACUGGAAGGAUUCCAACAUGGCUCUCUUUGGGACAGACACCGAAAAAAAUGUCAAAAAAGAUUCAGCCAAUUGUGAGCCGGCUUGGAAGGUGGCAGGGCGGGAUGUUGGCGUGCAGGUCUGGAGGAUUGUGAAAUUCAAGGUCCAAGCCUGGCCAAAAGACGACUACGGUAAAUUUUACGAAGGUGACUCCUACAUUGUGCUCAAUACGUACAAGGAGCAGGACGGCGACCAGCUCUUGUAUGACGUACACUUUUGGAUUGGCCGGUACAGCACUCAGGACGAGUACGGCACCGCGGCCUACAAGACCGUAGAACUGGACACCUUCCUCAAUGAUGUACCCGUCCAGCACAGAGAAGUUCAAGGUCACGAGUCGGAUCUGUUCAAAUCUUACUUCAAGAGUAUCACAAUCCUGAAAGGUGGGGCAGACACCGGCUUCAGACACGUCAAACCAGAGGAAUACAAGCCCCGCCUCCUGCAGAUCACAGGCAACAAGACGUCGGUCACUGUCACUGAGGUGCCCAUCAAAAGGGAGAGAAUAACGUCAAACGAUGUCUUCAUCUUAGACAAGGGGCUGGAGAUUUACCAGUGGAACGGCAAAAGUUGCAACAAAGAUGAAAAAUACAAAGCAGUGCAGGUGCUCCAGCACAUCAAGUCAGAAAGGGGAGGCAAACCAAACGUAGAGACAUUCGAUGAGGACGACAAUGGGAACGGUUUCUUUGACUAUCUGGGUGAUGAUGACGACGAUGAUGACGACGAUGACUCAGAAUUUGAAGAUGACAACAGAACACCAGAGUUGUACAGAUUAAGUGAUGCCUCAGGUGAGAUGGAGUUUGAGAAGACCAAAGAUGGACGGGUGUUUAAAGACGAUUUCUCCAGCAAGGACGUCUUCAUCUUUGACAACAAGAAAGAAUGUUUUGUAUGGAUCGGCAAGGGAGCUUCCAAGAAUGAAAAACAAAACGCCUUGUCCUAUGCCCACACAUUCCUGAAGUCUUCCACCCACCCCCUCAUCCCCAUCACAGUGGUGUCGGAGGGCCAAGAGAACAAGAGCUUCAGGGCUGCUAUUGCUGCAUAAGUCUGUUGACCCCCACACUGACCCACACACUGACCCGCACACUUGACCCCCACACUGACCCGCACACUUGACCCCCACACUGACCCCCACACUUGACCGAAUGACGAAUCCACAGAUGACUCCCACAUUCUACAGACAUCUCACCCCAAUACACCCCCACACAUAAACACCCCCCACCCCCACAUACACACACACAGACAACUCUUAUACAGUCAAGUUAAAGAUCCACUAGAUUUCUGUGCACCUGAGAAAACUUGUCUACAUAUCAUCAAUUUAUUUGUUGAAUGAAUGGGAGACAAUUUGCUUCAAAUAAAUGGGAGACAGCUACCUUCAAAUAAAUAGGAGACAGCUACCUUCAAAUAGAUGGGAGACAACUUGCUUCAAAUAAAUUUGUUUUGUGCUUAUGUCCUGUCAAACUUUUUCAAGUAAUUUUUUAAUUCCUGUAUACAUCUGGGCAAUGUGUAUGUAGCCAGGACAGUAAAUAAGUUUCCCUGCCUGCAGUACUUUACUAGACACAACAUUUCUGUAAUUUGUUCCCAAUAUUUACUCUAGUUCUCUCAAUUACUUUCAUCUUAUUUUCAAUUUGAACUCAGUUUUUAAAAAAUAAUUUUUCCGUCUUUUUUAUUUUAUCCUGACUAUCUGUGACUGCUUCAAUUAGACCCAUAUGAUAUAAUUAUAGCAUCUAAUUAUAACAACUAAUUUAAUAAUACUGUAGGAGUUGGUGAUAACUUUAAUUAUAUUAUUUUUUUUUAAAUGUUACAAUUUUUUUAUGGCGGGAAAAAUAUUUUUUUUAAAAGAUAACCAGUGCCGACGCCAGGUUCUUUAGCGCCCUAAAUGUCUCGCAGAAAUAUCACCAUUUUAUUUAUUUAUUUUUUUUACAUUAUAAGCUGCGAAGAAUUUUAUGAAGUGUAAAAACUACUGAGUUGGGUUAUUUUUAGAUCUAGUUGUGACGUGUAAGUUGUCUCCAUAUGUUGUAGAUUUGUGGUCAAAUGUUUCUUUCGUCUGUGAUGCUUUCAACUUUGUGAUCAAUGGCAGACUUUAAAAACUUCAUGAAUAGAUAAUAAAUAAUAAUAUCAUAUAGAUUCUAGAAGCCUAGUAGAUAAGUUGUUAUUAUAAUUAUAAACAUUUGUUUAAAAACUUCAUGAAUAGAAGCUUAGAUAAGUUGUUAUAAACAUUUGUUUUAAAACAAUUCGACAAGUCUGCUGUAGGCUAUUUGUCUCAUUCGUGAAUACAUCUUACACCUGCACCAUUGUAGCCUACAUCAUCACCACCAGCUGACGCUGCGACAUCACCACCACCAGCUGAUGUGCCCGAUGUAAACAUCCGCCAUCUUGUUUUGUAGUUGUUGCAAAAAUCAGAUUGCCAAUAGUCUUGAUGAUCUUAGAUUGAAAAGUUUUUUUUAUUUAUUUUAUAUAUUGUUAACAAAUAAAAACUUGAACUAUA